AUGGCUCCAAGUUCUCAAUCUAACAGCGACGCGGAGACUACGGCCGUCAAAGGGCAUCUCGACAUCGACGUCACAGCAGCCAAGAACACGAUUGCCGAGACUGGUGUCGUCACCGUUCCAAAGAAGACUUUGGCGCAGAUGCUAGCACCAUGGUCUCGUCAGACGUACACAGAUAAGAACAUCAUUCGCUUGCUAGCCGAACUCUUCGUCAACUUCAUCAACCCGGCUGUGCUUUGGAUUCUGACCAUCAGUGCGGUUCUGAAUGCAUGCUUUGUAGCAUCCAGCUACAUUCUAUCUCAGAUCUGGUCGAUGCCACCUUACAACCUCAACAUCGAGCAAAAUGGCUUUUUCUGGGCUGGCGCACUGAUUGGCGGUUUGUUUGCCAUUCCUGUUGGCUCACUAUGUGACUGGUCUGCGAUGACCAUGUCGAAAUGGAAUGGCGGCGUCUAUGAGGCAGAAUUCCGGAUCCCUGUCAAUACACUGGGUGCCGCCCUGAGUGGGCUCGGUUGGUUCCUGCUUAUGCUGUAUGGCUUUUAG
Colletotrichum scovillei is the source of this 537-nucleotide messenger RNA. RefSeq lists its product as uncharacterized. Lineage: Eukaryota; Fungi; Ascomycota; Sordariomycetes; Glomerellales; Glomerellaceae. Bases 1 to 537 code for a protein of 178 amino acids. The transcript is spliced from 2 exons. The record is from RefSeq and is a predicted model, not a curated record.